AUGGCGGACCCGUUCGAAGUGCGCAUGCGCUUCACAAGCCAGCUGCAGCACCUCAACGCCUCCGUCACCUCGGCCCAGAAAGCCGCAAACUAUGCCCUCAAGUACCGCGACAUGGACGAGGACCUGCACUCGUGCAUCCUCGAACAGCUGGAGAGGAAUAACAUGAACAACCGUGCGAACAUCAUGUACUUCAUCGAGCACCUGUGCGACGUCGCCCAGCGCGAGAAUCACCUCGAGUUCGUGCGCAUGAUGCAGCGCGACAUCCUGCGCGUCAUCGACGCCGUCGCGCCCCCGGACGGAUCAGGUGCCGCGAACGUCAAGGUCGUGAGGAGGGUGCUAGCUGGCUUGCAAAACAAGCAGGUCCUCAUCCCACAGACGGUCCAGGAACUGGAAGAAUGUCUCAAAGAGCGCGACAUCGCCGUGGCACACCCAGCGUUGGGGUCGCCGACAAAUGGUGCGACUGGGAGCGGCAAGCACACGCCGCGCGGGAAUGGUGCAACGAGGUUGGACAAGCGUCAGGUCGAGCAGCGGAUAGAGGAGGAUCGAGAGAGACAUAAGAGAUUGAGGGAGGUCAUCUGGCAGGUGGAGCCCGAGAACGACCGCGAGUUCGAGAAGAUGUGGGAGGAGAGCAGCGACAUUGGAGACGACGACUACAUGGCUGCUGAGGAAGAUGCCCAAGAGCGGAAACAGGCUAUUGCGUUUGAUCGUGAGCCUUGA
Lasiodiplodia theobromae is the source of this 717-nucleotide messenger RNA. Its product is annotated as RNA polymerase II large subunit CTD. The transcript has 3 exons. Lineage: Eukaryota; Fungi; Ascomycota; Dothideomycetes; Botryosphaeriales; Botryosphaeriaceae. Gene Ontology annotation, cellular component: CTDK-1 complex. Bases 1 to 717 code for a protein of 238 amino acids. The record is from RefSeq and is a predicted model, not a curated record. Gene Ontology annotation, biological process: positive regulation of DNA-templated transcription, elongation; positive regulation of transcription by RNA polymerase I.